UUACGUGAAGCCGUGUUACUUACGCUUAUUCGUGGAAGUGAACGUAUUGAUAGAACAGCGAUUAUAACUGCUCUUGGACAAAUUACUACCAUCACGGAUAUUGAUUCAUUAGGAAAUCUCGGCGAUUUGUCAGAAUGGUAUGUUAUUUUUAAAACGAAAACUGCUCGUCUAGAUGUUCUCAAGGUUCCUGAAUUGAAGAUUGGUGAUCAAAUCUUUUUCAUUAGCGAACCUUAUAAACAUGUUAAAAUCGUUCGUCUAUUAAAUCUACCUACAUCAGUACCUGAUGAAGAUAUUCGAACCAUUGCGUCCAAUUGGGGUGGUAUCGUUCUAAGCGUUGAUGCUGAAAGGUUACCUCGUCCUUUUGAAGCAAUCAAAUCGUUCGUACGUCGUGUUCGUAUACGUUUUUCAUCUCGCCAAGAUGAGGAUAAAGUUCCAAUCUCAUGUCGAUUCGGUGGAUUUAAUGUCUCGGUACAAUUAGAAGGUCGUCAAAAGGUAUGUUACCGGUGCAAAUUAGCCGGUCAUAUCAAAGCUGAAUGUACGGCAUUGAAGUGUCAAAAAUGUUACGAAAUAGGUCAUGAUGAACCAAGCUGUCAGCAGAAACGAUCCUACGCUACAGCUGUUGUUUCUACACCUUUGGAUGUAGGUCAUGCAGCACCACCAGUUAAUCAACUUAAUGUUGCACGUGAGGUAACAUCAGGUUUUCCAAUGGUUAAUUCGUCAUUAGUAUUGCCAAAACGAUUACCGUAUUGCCGCAAGUGCAAACAACAAGGACACAAAAAAAAGGAUUGUCCACGACACACAAUCCUUUCAAACAAGGUGAUGAAUAAAGAUGAUAAUGGGCAGACAAACGAAAGUGGAGAUAUGAAUCAGGACACUCCAACAGUUACUACAACUGGAUCGAGUGAUAUUGAUUCAGCUUUUCCUGUGGUAACUCGAGAAGAAUUACUUUUUGAAAGUCCACAUUUAAUGGCAGGUGAUGAAGAACGUGAUGUGAUUGCACCGGUACUCAUGCGUGAUGUAGCACUAAACGAAUUCAAUCAAGCCGCUGAUGUAAACUCUUUUCAAUCGAUGUCAGGUAGAAAUGAGAAACAUAUCUCCGAUGUUUCUGCCCUUCAACACCAAGUAUUAAUUGAUGCUUUUAAAAAUGCAGAUAAUGAACUUAAACGUACAAAUGCUGAUCGAAGCAUCGACUCGGACGUUGAUAUGGAACGUAAGAAAUCACAUAUAUGUAAUUCAUCAACCUCAACCUCAGGUGAAACUGAAGGUGGCGAAGCGGUUGAGAAUUAA
Messenger RNA from Rotaria sp. Silwood1, 1287 nucleotides. NCBI's taxonomy places the organism in Eukaryota, Metazoa, Rotifera, Eurotatoria, Philodinida, Philodinidae. The record is from the annotation of a GenBank genome assembly.